UUGACUAAAAAUUAAAGGAAUAUCUGCUUGUCUUUUGCGAUAACCAAGGAUUAUAAAACACGUCCUUGAAAAACAUUUGUCAUUUGAAUUAUUUCCCACGUCUCGUCUUGUUUCAAACGACAAACGAUUUUGAAUAUCAGUCUUCGUAGCCCAAACAUCUCACCUUAAAAGCGACAAACGAUUUUAAACAAUCAACUUAUUGGUGCGUGUUUUGACGCAGUUAAAGAACCGGCAACCGUAAGUGAAAGUUCUCACUCUCAUGGAUAGGGAGGAGGAGUCUAUUUUUAGAAUAUCCGAAUGUUUCUCAUGAAGCAGAUGCGCCUGUGCAUAAAUAUCUCCUACUAGCCUGUGAUAUUUUCGCCCAAAGAUAAGGUGCUUUUUGCAUUCAUCGUUAGAAGCGUUGCCAUAGUAACCGGUUGCAGUAGGACGGCCACACUAGCGGUGUUUCAAGGGCCUUGAACUUCAAUCGUUUUCAUCGCUGUUUGCCUUUUUAAAUGCUUCGCUCGCAGACAGGUAUAUUUCAAAAAGUAUUAUCAUCAUCAUAGAUCAACUGAUUUCAACUGACUUCUUCAGUGACUUGAACUGAUAUGACAUUUGCGAGAAAAGUGUAAAUAUAUCAAUAAUCCAUUCUGGUUGUUAUAAAGCAUUUAACAUUUUCUGAAAAGUGUAAAGAAUUCCAUAAUCAUCAUCUCAGACUGUUGCAAACACUUGCUGUUGCUUUAUACCGGUGAUUAGUGCUGCAUCUUUAGAAGGCCACAUGAUGUUAAGCAGAGUAUGUUGCAUCAUUGAUGUCGACGGGUUUGACAUAAAAAAAUCUGAUAAAUUUGGACAUUACACCAAUGAGUUCCUGGUUCGAGAACUAGGCUAUGUACGCGUGGAUCCCAACUAUGAUUUAAUGCCUAAAUCAUACCGUUUUGACUUGAGACAAAAAAUUAGUCUAGGGCGAUGUUCACCUAAAGGUAGGCAGACAUUGAAUUAUCAGUCUCGAAAUAUAGUAGGUUUGACAGUUCUACCAAAGCCAGAAGAAUGCGAUGCUAUAGAAUAUGACAGACUCAAAGAAGUAUUGCAGGAUAUCUAUGAUUUUUGUCGUAGAACAGAUGCUGAUGUCAUAGCCUACAAAGGUGGUGAUAAAGAAAGAAAACUUUGUGAAAGUCUCAAUAUUCCGUGCUUAGAUUUGCAAGGAUUUGGAUGUCCAUCGUAUAAAGAAUUAGUUGAAGCUAGAAAAGUAUAUUCCCAUCUUCAAGACUGUAACCAUCAUACGGAAUUCCGAGGUACCAGUUUGGUACAUUGUCCGAAAGCUGAAGUGACGGCGUACAGGGACUGGUACAUGAUGAACUAUAAGCGAUUCAGCAGUUUUGACUGACUGGCAUUCUAAAAUAUGCCAACCCAACGUCAAAUUUUUCAUUCUCUUCUGAUGUUCUCCUUUUUCCUGGGAUUUUUUUACAUUAUCCGAAUGCGCGCCUUGCAAGAUUCUUCACAAAUGCUGCCUCAAUUUCUGCCCAAUGCGUCCAGGUUCCGCCCUUCCAGAGUCUGCGCCCCUAUCGCUACUAUCCUCGUCAACUCUGCGCCUCGCCACGUUCAUAGAAGACAGGUAAUCCGUGAAACCUGGGGGCAUCCGGCGGUCACUAAAACACUAGGAAUCACCGUGGCCUUCGGAAUCGGGCGUGACCCUACUUUCCAGAGACCUGUGGACUGGGAGGCAGAGACUUUUGGAGAUGUCUACCAGUUACCCCUAAAUGACGAGUACAAACUCCUUCCACAGAAAAUUUUAACCCUUUUACAGAUGGCUUCUGCAACUUGUGGGCCGGUUUCCUUUCUCAUCAAAACGGAUGACGAUGUCUUUGUAAAUGUGUAUGCGCUAAAAGAGUUACUUGAAGACCUUAAAGACAAAUCUCAAGAGAGAAACUUUUGGUGCCUCGUUUGGGAAGGUAUGCCUGUGAUACGUACCAACCACUCAAAGUGGUACCUCUCUCAAGAAAAGUAUGGCGAAUCCAUAUAUCCGAACUAUUGCUCCGGAUCGGCUUACAUCAUCAACUCAGUUGUACUGGACGCCAUAUUGGGCUUGUCAAACCGCACUUCUCCAGAUGUGCCUGCAGAAGACGUUCACAUCACAGGGGUGUUGGCUCGCAGAGCCGGAGUGGGUCAUGUGCAGAUCAGUAAUAGAUAUGCUUUCGCAUCUACCAGCGAAGAAAGAAUAGCCAGUGGGCAGACGAUUUUUGCUCAUCUCGGUCCAGGCGCAGAAGAUAAGGUAGAACAAAUCUGGAAUUACUUGAUACAGAAGAGAAGACUACUGAGAAACGAAUCUUUAGGUGGAUUGUGAUUGUAACUAUAUUCAGAACUGUUUAUUGUAAGAUUUUGCGUUGAAUUAUAGUUUCAAUAAAUAAAUGAAAUAUUAUAUGA
This is a messenger RNA of Argiope bruennichi, 2400 nucleotides long. RefSeq names its product beta-1,3-galactosyltransferase 1-like. The transcript has 6 exons. The record is from RefSeq and is a predicted model, not a curated record. Gene Ontology annotation, cellular component: membrane. Bases 1379 to 2320 code for a protein of 313 amino acids. NCBI's taxonomy places the organism in Eukaryota, Metazoa, Arthropoda, Arachnida, Araneae, Araneidae. Gene Ontology annotation, molecular function: hexosyltransferase activity.